This is a messenger RNA of Andrographis paniculata, 954 nucleotides long. RefSeq lists its product as uncharacterized. Gene Ontology annotation, molecular function: nucleic acid binding. The transcript is spliced from 2 exons. The record is from RefSeq and is a predicted model, not a curated record. The coding region runs from base 1 to 954 and encodes 317 amino acids. NCBI's taxonomy places the organism in Eukaryota, Viridiplantae, Streptophyta, Magnoliopsida, Lamiales, Acanthaceae.
AUGAGAAAAAAAGAAUUUAGUGUAGAAGAGCUCAAUCAAAUUGCAAUUUUUUUGUGGCAAAAUUCUUCCAACGGGCAGCCCCAUCGUGGCAAAAUCAACAAGGCUGCCACAAAGUUUGGAUGUUCAACUAGAACAAUCAGCCACAUUUGGAAAAGGGAAACCGCGCAACAUAAGGCAAGUAACACAAAGCUUUUGACAAAGAGAAAAAUUGGCAAAGGAAGGCCAAAAUCAGCCUUAUUUGAUGCCAACAAUUUGGAAGAAAUCCAUUGCAGCAAACGAGGUACGUAUAGGAGUAUUUCCAAAGAGUUAAAAGUAAGCAAAAGUAGUGUUGGGAGAUGGUACAAAGAUGGAAUAUUUAGAGAACACACAAAUGCAAUCAAACCAAGCUUAACCGAGAAGAACAAGACAAGUCGGCUACGAUCUUUCCUCCAAGCAUUGGAGGUUGUAUUGGAAUCUAGCAUCAUAAGGUACAAAAACAUGUUCAAUAUCGUGCAUAUUGACGAUAAAUGGUUUAACUUAUCUAAAGAGAAUGAUACGUACUAUUUAGCAUUCGAUGAGAUUGAACCGUAUAGAACUUGUCAAAGCAAAAGGUUCAUUACCAAGAUAAUGUUCCUUCGUGCCGUAUCAAGACCCCUAUAUGGUUCCAAUGGAGAGUAUGUAUUUGAUGGAAAAAUUGAACAUUUUCCAUUCACAAAAAAAGAACUUGCGAAGCAUAAUUCUAAGAACAGGGCUGCCGAGACAAUGAAGAUUAAACCAUUGGAUUCAAUUACAAAAGAAGUCACCAAGGAAGUAUUGAUAGAUGAUAUCAAGGUUGUCACGGCGUCGCCUAGGCGUCCUGGCGAUGAUGCUACACCACCGGAGUUGGUCGCCUCGCCGUUUGGCGAGGAUGGCGUCCAGGCGUUACUUUGGAAAUGCCAUUCCGCCAAGACGACGCCAAAAGAAGUUUGGGCCUAA